AUGGCCACACCCUUCAGGGCCAAAGCGGCCAGCGCCAUGCUGGACACCGGAACAAAGUUCCGAGUGCUGGGUGGCCGCGGCAAGAGCAAGGCCAAGGCAGUCAACAAGACUUCUGGCAGGUGCAUCGAUGUGCAAGAUUGGAUGGGCCGGAUGGCGGACCUUCCACGCAUCAUGAGUGUCACUCAGGCCAUUUUCUUGCAGUUGGAGACGCCCUGCCACGAGGCGUUGCUCCGCGUGGCCCUGGAGCUGGCUCUGGACUCUGAGGCCCGGCGCAGCUUUGCUUGGACCGCUUCUUGGUAUCAUGACGACGCCAAGCGCGAGUGGUUCCGGCACAAGGUGAAGGAGAAGCUCCAUCGCGUCUUCAGGAUGCUGGAGGUGCCC
Symbiodinium natans is the source of this 381-nucleotide messenger RNA. Lineage: Eukaryota; Dinophyceae; Suessiales; Symbiodiniaceae. The record is from the annotation of a GenBank genome assembly.